AUGUUGAGAGAUGGUUACAAUGUACAAUUCGAGGGCACCAUUGUACGGACAGCACAAGAACCGACGUUACUGAGAGAGAACAAUAUUCAACGUGACCAAGGAUGGUCUUGGAUUGUGUUGUUUGCAGCAUUUCUAACGUUGUUUAUUACAAAUGGAAUGCAUGCAUCCUUUGGUAUCUUGUACGCGGCACUUAUCUCUCAUUUCGGCUCUGGACGCGAAGAAACAGGUAGACCAGUCAUUUAUAACGUUUUUUGCAGAAACAUUGUUUCCCAGGGAACAGAGCAAACUAGCAAAACAUUGUUUCCUAGCUAUGUUUCCAGAAGGUGGACAAACCAAGAAACAUUGUUUGCUAAUUCCUAGCCAUGUCUCCCGAAGGUGAACAAACCAGGAAACUUUGUUCCCCAGCCAUGUCUCCCGAAGGUGGACAAACCAGGAAACAUUGUUUCCUAGCCAUGUUUCCUGAAGGUGGACAAACCAGGAAACAUUGUUUCCUAGCCAUGUUUCCCAAAGGUGGACAAACCAGGAAACAUUGUUUCCUAGCCAUGUUUCCUGAAGGUGGACAAACCAGGAAACAUUGUUUCCUAGCCAUGUUUCCUGAAGGUGGACAAACCGGGAAACAUUGUUUCCUAGCCAUGUUUCCCGAAGGUGGGCAAAUCAAGAAACAUUGUUUCCUAGCCAUGUUUCCCGAAGGUGAACAAACCAGGAAACUUUGUUCCCCAGCCAUGUCUCCCGAAGGUGGACAAACCAGCAAACAUUGUUUCCUAGCCAUGUUUCUCCAAGGUGGACAAACCAGGAAACAUUGUUUCCUGAAUUUGUUGGAAUUUUUAUUUAGGAUUUUGCAUUGAUAUCUUACAAUGAUAAAUAUUAUUGAUAAAUAUUAUUUUCCAUUCAUUUUCCAGCUUGGAUCGGUUCAAUCUCUCUUGGUCUGCUGUGUUUCUUCAGUCCAGUGGCGAGUGUUCUCAUAGAACAGAUUGGAUGUCGCGCUACAAGCAUUAUAGGCGCGUUCUUGUGUUCCCUAGGGUUCCUUAUAACAUCGUUUGCAACUGGGAUAGCGCUGCUUUAUUUCUCUCAUGGUCUACUCUUUGGCCUGGGUACUAGUCUUACGUAUACAGCGGCAAUGACGGUUGUUGGACGAAGUUUUGAGAGACGGAGAAAUAUUGCAACAGGUUGGUUACAGGCGCUUGCGGGUUAGGGUGAAAUUAGGACCAUCCUAAUAUACAGCCUGCUCGCGGGUCAGGGUGAAAUUAGGCCGGCCAUCCUAAUAUAGAGCCUGCUCGCAUUACAAGGUUGAUAACGGUAACAGACUUGCCACAAUUUGUUCCAACAAGACUAAUACAUGCUGUUCGUAACAAGUUGCCAUGAGCUUGUUGUCGUCAAUUUGUUAACAACUUGUUACGUAUGAAAUCCGACUAGUUGGAACAACUUCUGCGAGUGUGUUGGUCACAUCAUCCUUGUUACAAGAUGAUAACAACUUGUUCCAGACUUGUCACAACAACUGGGAGCUAGUAGUGCGAACACAUCUUGUUGUUAAAGUGUGAGAUUUUUACGAUGUAAUUGAAACCUUUGCGAUCGGUCAUUCCUGACAUGUUUAACAUUUAUCCCUAGGCCUCUGCACAUCGGGAAGUCAAUUCGGUGGAAUUUCUCUGGCGCCUCUUUCGCAAGUUCUAUUUGACCGUUUGGGCUUUGCAAACACGUUCCGUAUAUUCGCUGGUCUCUUGUUGGUUGUUGCAAUAUCCAGUUUAGUAUACAGAUCAGAGCUGAGCGGAAAUACGUCACGACCAACCUCCGCCAAGAAGUCCCCGAAGGAGAUGCUAAAUGUUUGGAAGAGCAAGGCCUACAUUGUCUGGGCACUGGGUACUACAAUGGUGACGCUAGGCUACAAUAUACCACGCUAUACAUUGGUAAAUUGCAUUGUAGAUUAUUUCAUAGAGACUGCACACCUUUGUCAUUUAUUACGUUGUUGGUCCGGUGUUACUUAGGGAGGAAACCUAACUUAAACUGACAUUGUUUAUACUGGACAGCUCUGUCAGUUAUAAACUGUUCUUCCUAGAAAUCCAGUAUGGACAAAUCCCUUAUUGAUCCAUUGUUACUACAAGAGGAAACCUAACUUAAACAGACAUACUGGAUAGCUCUAUCAGUUAUUAAGUGUUCUUCCUAGACAUCCAGUAUGGACAAAUCCCUUAUUGAUCCAUUGUUACAACAAGAGGAAACCCAACUUAAAUUGACAUUGUUUAUACUGGAUAGCUCUAUCAGUUAUUAAGUGUUCUUCCUAGACAUCCAGUAUGGACAAUCCCUUAUUGAUUCAUUGUUACUACAGGAGGAAACCUAAGUUAAACUAACAUUUUUAUACUGGAUAGGAAUCGUACUCCAGUCACAGAGAGGAAAGGCUCUCGCCACCGUGCCGCGAACAUCUUGAACCAGAAAAGGCUCCAAACUUCAUUAUCAUUAACAGAUUCUGUUUAUAUUCACAGGCAAAAUAUGCAAGUGACCAAGGAAUCUCUAAAGAUGCAUCAGCCUGGCUGGUGUCUUAUCUCUGCGCCUCCUCUGCCAUCGGGCGAAUUACAUUUGGACGUUUGUGUGAAUGGGUACCUAAACUCUACUUGUGUCAAGCAUGCAUUAUCGGUUGUGCAUUCUCUGCGUUUCUCUAUCCAUUUCUCAAGUCGUAUUUAGCUCUGGUGAUCACAGCUAUCAUAUUUGGCCUUCCUGAUGGCGGUUUCGUCGCAUCCCUAUCUAUGGUUACCACUGAGAUAGUUGGUCCUGAAAAAAUGGUUGAAGGUUUUGGAUUCAUGUUGUUUUGUCAGUCGUAUUCCAAUGUUAUAGGCCCUCCUCUAUCAGGUAACGAUAUUGCUAAAUUUAAUUAAUGUUGCGGAUUACAUACAAAGUGGAAUUUAAGGUCGGUUUACACUUCGGUGCAAUUUAGCUGCGAUUUUCUUCUUUUGAUGGAUGUGAACGAGUGGAUGAGUAAUGAAUGUUCACAUGACGGUUCAUAUAUACUCACAACUCUUCCACUCGUUUAUAUGAAACGCAAGAACUCCCUUUACAAAUGCCAGAACUCCCUUUUCAAAUGGCAGAACUUGGUUUUCAAAUGGCAGAAUUUGGUUUUCAAAUGCCCAGAACUACGUUUUCAAAUGGCGGAACUUGGUUUUCAAACGGCAGAACUUGGUUUUCAAAUGCCAGAACUACGUUUUCAAAUGGCAGAACUUGGUUUUCAAAUGCCAGAACUACGUUUUCAAAUGGCGGAACUUGGUUUUCAAACGGCAGAACUUGGUUUUCAAAUGCCAGAACUACGUUUUCAAAUGGCAGAACUUGAUUUUCAAAUGCCAGAACUACGUUUUCAAACGGCAGAACUCCGUUUUCAAAGUCAUCCGUAAGAAUAAGAAAAUUGCGCAGCAAUAUUUGCAAGUGUAAAUGGGCCUUAACUGUAUGCUAUUCAUCUCUGUUACCAAUAACUUGAAGAAAUAGCCGUUACUAGGCUUCUAGGAGGAACAGUUUAGAACUGACAGAGCUGUCCAGUAUAAAUAAAAUUAGUUUGGCUGUAGUUACGUUUGACCAACAAGGCCUUAAUGGCUCUUACUGGACCUAACUCUGCAUAAACUAGUUUCGGUUUCCUCUUGUAGUAACACGGGACCAGCAAAGGAUGGUUGUUACUGGACCUCUAGGAAGAACAAUAUGAUAGAACUAUCCAGUACAAAUAAAGAAGUUGUGCCUCAGUACUUUUUUAAAUGUGAUGAAAUUUUGUGUUUUUUCUAGGCAUGUUGUACGACACUUAUAAAUCGUACAAAGCCGCGUUUUGUUUCGCUGCGGUACCAGAGAUUAUCGGAUUCUUGAUGUUAUUCCUGAUUCCUUAUUAUCGCCGUAAUCAAGUGAAAUACACGCACGAGAUUGAAUACGGCAGUAACAGCGGGAUAAUGAUGAACGGUAAUGGUGCUGCGAGUACACUAAAUCCUAUCUCUGAUGCUCCUAUAUUACCAGCGGUGGAGCAGCAAGGUGAAUAUAAUGUCGUGAUUAAUCUGACAUCGGAUAAUCCCGAUAUACGUUUGGUCAAUGUGGUUAUACAUAAAGCUGGAGGUAGUGAAACACCUGGAGUGACAUGUACUGAUGGUGAAGCUGAUGACCAAAUCCUAGAUGGUGGGAUUGUUAACAAAGCUGUCGAAGAAAUAGAAGUGCCCGUAUGUGCUGGGGAGAUGCCCGUAUGUACAUCAGCGCUUGUGACCGAGAGCGCAGUAGAGCAACCGAGUCCUGAGGCCGGAGCUUCAUCAAUCGUAGUUGAACCUGAGGUUAUUAUGCUAUCUGCAUUGAGUCCAAUGAAAAGCAGCAGUACCCAGACAGUAAUACAUGAUUCCAGCGCGGAGACAAAAUACGCAAACACCAGCACGGUGAAUGACGACCGCAUCCUCCCCACAGCUUUGGCCUCGAGUGCUUCUCGCGAGAAUGUGAGCCAAAUUAUCGAUGUUGAAAUUUCAGCUCCUGUACAGAACUUUCCAAGCACACAAUUGGUAGCUAUAAUCUCGAACGAGUCACAAACUGACCCAAGUACAGGAGUGAUCAGCUUGGGGCUACAAAUAAAGACUUCUAAUAAAUCCCUCCCUUUAGAGGCGAGUGCAUCCGUUAUCCAGAUUACGUCCAAUACAGUGCCACUGUCCAAUGGACACGAGAAUCCAGUCGAAGAGAUCAUUCACUUACAGACUGAACAGGAUGUGCCGAAAAUCUCCCCUCCUCCUUCACAUAAACAUCACGUGAACAACAUGAAGGCCGAAGUGCAUCACGUGACAAAUGCUGACGUCAGUAGCGGUUGUCAUGACAGUGUCGUGGACAACUCACCUGAAGCGAUGUUAGCAGAGUUGGAUACACUUGUUCAAGGAAGUGAGCUACCACCCAAGCCCUGUUUAACAUCUCCAUUUACUCCAGAUGUAAAUAUCCAGGAAGCAUCUCUUAUGAAAUGUACUGGAUUGGAACCUGGACUCGCUGGAUUCACUCCGGACCCUGGACUCAAUCAGAAUCAGGAAUCUUUAAUGUUGUCCACUACCUUCAUUCCUGAAAUGACCAGCCCGUGUUUAUCAACAGCCUUCUUUACGGAACCUCCACAUAUGAAUAGCAUUAACGACGUUUUAACACAAAAACAACUACCGGAGCCUCUCAAACCAACAAGUCUAAGCUCCGUAAGAGGAAACGACCAACAAGGCAAUCAGAGCCAAGAUAUGCCUCCUGCAACAAGCCCGUUGUCAUGUGAGCUAAGCACCGUUAUUGCUGACGUUAUUCAGAGUCUGACGUCACAACAAUCACAGAAGUCCAAUAAAGAAUCAACUAUUUCCAAUAUGGCUGACAAUUCUCAAUGUACUUCAGAGCCCACAGACCAUGCUGAAAAGAAACAAGCAACACUCGUAGAAAACUCGACCAUAAAAGAACCUAAGUUAGGUAUCAACGUUGAAUGCUCAAGCCAGCCCAGCAGUGAGCUCAGUUCUUAUUGUAAACUCCAAACAUCACUACUUCAUUCAAUGCAAAGUAUUGUGGCCGAAGGCUGUCCUGAGGAUGUUGCUUUGCUGGAAGAUAUUUCAAUUGAUUUGACUUUAGAAAAAGAUCCAUCUUUUGCUUCUAUUGUUGUAAUCGAUGACAUAGACGAACAGAAUAAUACCACUGAUCUCAACUUUCCAUGUAUGUCGAAUGAACCCGCAGUGUCGCAGGCCAGCAGGGUUUCCGAGCAGGCGCACUUUGCUAAUGGUUUAACCCAUGAACCAUCUAUGAUGACAUCAACUGCCGUUGCAAAUCAACCAUCACCCGGAGCCACCAGCACGUUUUCAUGUCAAGAACAGGGGUUUCUUGGUGUAACCCACGAACCUAGCACCAAUACCCCCACCUUAACUCAGGAACAGCACUUUGCUAGCAGAAUCUCGAGUGGUUUAGAACAUGAAGCAGUUAUUAUCACAUCUAAUGCUGUAUCGAGUCAAGUGCUGCAGGAACCUACCAGCAUUCAUCCCAGCGUGAUCCAAACACAAGUCUUUCCUUGUGUAGACCAUGCGCCUAAUAUCAUCCACACUGGUGUCAAUUCAAGUAUGAUUUCAGGACAAGUACAACCUUUUUCUCCUGAUCUUCCACAUGAAACAAAUACCAUGCUAUCAACCGUCGUUUCAAGUCAACUACCACGCGAACCUAGCAAUACGCAUUUAAGCGUGAACCAACAGCAGGCUAGCGGGAUUUCGAGUCAAGAACAGCACAUUGAGCAGUACUUUACUUCUGGUUUGGCAUACGAUCCAGCAUCCAGUGUCGUUUCAAGUCAACUACCACGCAAACCUAGCAAUACACAUUCAAGCGUGAACCAACAGCAGGCUAGCGUGAUUUCGAGUCCAGAACAGCACAUUGAGCACUUCUUUACUUCUAGUUUGGCAUACGAUCCAGCAUCCAGUGUUGUUUCAAGUCAACUACCACAUGAGUUUACAAGUACACAGCCCAGCGUGAUCCCUGCUGCUCAGGAGCGACACUUUCUUACCGCUACCCGAGAGGCUACACUCACCUCAAGUCAAGAACAGCGUUUUACAGCUCUGAUGCACAAACCUGACAUUAUACCAUCCUGUGGUAUUUCAAAUCAACACGAGCCUCUCCAAGUGCUGACCAACACACAUCCCAGCGUUAUUUUAGUUCAAGAACUACAGUUUCCUAAUGUAACCCAGGAGUGUACCAAUGCACAUCCUACCGUCAGCCCAACGCAAAAACAGCCAUUUCCUAGUGUGGCUAUGGAAGCAAGUAUUACUCAGCCUGGCGCGAUCUCUAAUGAGGAGCAAAACGUUCCUUCUCUAACCCAAGAACUCGCCAUAGUACUCCCCAGUGGUACAGCUGAGAUGGUACUUCAAGAUACCAUAGUUCUUGAAUUGUUUCCUCAAACUGCUGGUCAUAAUGGUGCUGGCUAUGAUGCUACUAUGUCGCAUGAAAAAUUGGCCAAACCAAUUGAAUCUACAAAUCCAUUUUACCAAGAUAUAAAUCAAUGA
This is a messenger RNA of Paramuricea clavata, 6980 nucleotides long. The record is from the annotation of a GenBank genome assembly. Lineage: Eukaryota; Metazoa; Cnidaria; Anthozoa; Malacalcyonacea; Plexauridae.